AGCUCAGUGUACAGUCCAACAGUCCAUGAGUCAAGACGUGAAACCGGGAGCGUUUCGGAAUUCUUCCUUUCGAUUCUUCGUGUACGGUCGCUUGCUUCCAUAGCGGAUGGAGGUUUUCACCGAAUAAAAGAGUUGCAAUGUGUGUGCUUUCCAUUUGAGCGAGAAAGAGAGAAUGAUAAAUAGAGAGAGCGGGAGAGCUACAGUGAAGUGAAUCAAGAAUAAAAAGGAGAAGGCGAGCGGCUCACAGUAUACGUUCAGCAUUAAUAAGUCUGGCAACAGACUCGAAGCUCUUGAACGUAUGAUAAAGUGAAGAAAAAUAUAUAAAUAUACACGUGGAAGAAGAAGCGAAGAAGAGUGCACACGAAAUUUCAUUUAUAUAUGAUGCAGAAGAACUAAGCAAAACACACUGGAAUAACAACGUUAACGCAGUCUUCGAGGAAAAUUUGAGCUAAGGAAUUUCAAAAUCAGGAACGGACAGCAAACGGCGCAGUGAUCCUGAUUUGAGUCAAAAGCAGUGUGCGCAGCAGAGUUUUGACUUAGGCGGGAAGUCCUUUCUGUGAAAUUGUAAAUAGGCAGCACUGCAACGAAACAUGAGUAGAAAGUAGUGAAGUGGCAGAGACAACACGGAAUUUUGCUUUGCGUUUGAACAUUGUACCCAAAAAUAUGAUGAUGGAGGAAGCAAAUUUUAUGCUGACGGAAAUUCCUGGUGGAUUCAUAUCUCACCGACCGCAUGCAAUACACCGUUUCACACCGUAUCCGUUACAUCGACCGCAUCUACCACCCGCGCCGAUUUACACCCACAUUCAACAGAGGACGGUUAGUCGACCGAAAACACCUCCUACGCCACCGGAACCGGAAGGAACACACAUCGGACAUCUGUAUCCGGAAAUUCUGGCCAUCAUUUUCGAAAAACUCAGCGUGAAGGACCGUGGCAGAGCGGCGCAAGUAUGCACAGUGUGGCGCGAUGCGGCUUAUUCGAAGAGCUGCUGGAGGGGAGUGGAAGCUAGCCUUCACCUGCGGCGACCGUCACCUAGUUUAUUUCCAUCGCUAGUGAAGCGUGGCAUUAAAAAGGUGCAAGUGCUGUCGGUUAGGCGAUCGCUGAAGGAUGUUGUUGUUGGUAUACCAAAUCUAGAAUCGUUAAAUCUUAGUGGAUGUUAUAACAUUACCGAUGUCGGAUUGGGUCAUGCAUUCUCAACGGAUCUUGCGAAUUUGAGGGUGCUGGAUCUAUCACUAUGCAAACAAGUUACCGAUUCCAGCCUUGGGCGGAUUGCGCAACAUUUAAGGAACGUAGAAGUACUUGAACUGGGCGGAUGUUGCAAUAUAACCAACACUGGCUUAUUAUUGAUUGCGUGGGGGCUGAAAACGCUGAAAAAAUUGAAUCUGCGAUCGUGUUGGCACAUUUCCGAUCAAGGUAUUGGACACCUUGCCGGUUUGAGUAAGGAAACUGCAGUUGGAACACCUGCUCUGGAAUACUUGGGACUUCAAGAUUGCCAACGACUAUCCGAUGAGGCACUACGGCACAUUUCCCAGGGAUUGCCAUCAGUGAAGAGCAUCAACUUGAGCUUUUGUGUUUCCGUCUCCGACAGCGGAUUAAAGCAUCUAGCCAAAAUGACCAAAUUGGAGGAACUGAACCUUAGAUCUUGUGAUAAUAUAUCAGACAUUGGAAUGGCUUAUCUGACGGAGGGUGGCUGCUCCAUCUCUUCCUUGGAUGUUAGUUUCUGUGAUAAAAUUGGAGACCAGGCACUGACACACAUUUCUCAAGGAUUGUUCCACCUAAAAUCACUCAGUCUCAGCGCUUGCCAGAUUACGGAUGACGGAUUAGCUAAAAUAGCAAAAUCACUACACGAUCUGGAAACGCUGAACAUUGGCCAGUGUAGUCGUGUAACUGACAAAGGAUUGGAGGUUCUAGCGGAGGAGCUGAACAAUUUACGUGCCAUCGAUCUAUACGGCUGUACUCGCUUAUCGCCGGCUGGAUUCAACAAAAUCAACAAACUACCGAGACUGUCUAAAGUUAAUUUAGGAUUAUCACAAGUCAGGUGAUGCGUUAGUUUAUUAUAAAAUCAUUGUUAAAUUUUAGUUUUUCUUUAUUGAAAUUGGAACUAGACAUGCGAUAGUAUUCUCUGUUACAGGGAUUUUAGAUGUAAUUGUAGGAAGAAAUUGUCAUAAAAUCCAAGAUCUAGCAAAAGAACUAUUUGAUUUGGCAAGUAAUCAGUCUUUAUCGUGGAUACUCUUUACUGACCGUCCUACGGAGGAUUGAAGACAGCUGCUGCUAUAACUGGAUAUAAAAUAUUUGCUAUGUUAGCAGACAAAUCAAUACAUUCUGUAAAUAUUCAAGAAAUUAUAUGAAAAGACUACUAAAUAAAUCUAGGAAAUUUCAGAAAGCCAACUGGAAUCUUCCUGAUGUGAAACAACAUA
Culex quinquefasciatus (southern house mosquito) is the source of this 2415-nucleotide messenger RNA. It is a transcript of the gene Ppa, whose product is annotated as F-box/LRR-repeat protein 14. Gene Ontology annotation, cellular component: SCF ubiquitin ligase complex. The coding region runs from base 664 to 2040 and encodes 458 amino acids. Gene Ontology annotation, molecular function: protein binding. Gene Ontology annotation, biological process: SCF-dependent proteasomal ubiquitin-dependent protein catabolic process. The record is from RefSeq and is a predicted model, not a curated record. The transcript has a single exon. Lineage: Eukaryota; Metazoa; Arthropoda; Insecta; Diptera; Culicidae.